ACGACAUUACAACCCGCCGCUAACCGGACGCCAGCGCGCCGCCGCCGCCGCCCAUGAGAGCUCCGCCGCGCCGACGCAGAGCAGCGCCGAGUCCGUCCAGGAGGCGCCGAGCCGCGGGGGAGUCAGCAGCCGUGUCGGCCUGCGGGGUCCAGCAGCAUCACCUCCGAGAGGCAGCCCGCCAAUAAACACCAUUUUUUGUGUUUUUUUUUUGUUUUUUGUUUUUUUCCCGGGGGUGGACGGAGCUGACGUCUGCAAGCGUGAACGCGGAAUAACGGCAUCGAGAUGGCUGAGGUGUCGCAAGAGGAGAGACUCCAGGUCAUCGCUGAGAAGAGGAAGAAGCAAAUGGAGAUUGAAAACAAGCGGAGGCAGCUGGAUGAUGACCGACGGCAACUGCAGCAUCUUAAGUCCAAGGCGCUGAGAGAGCGCUGGUUGUUAGACGGCGCUCCUGCCGAGGAGGAGACUCAGAAGCGUCUGCACGACGAGGAAGUGAAGACCAAAAUCCUGGAGCAGGUCAUCCUGAGGCUGGAGCAAGAGAUCGAAGAACUGGAGACGGGUGUGCCAGCUAACAAGGGCGUGGCCAAAGAAAAUGGAGGCGAGAACAGCGUGGCGCAGACGGCGAAGAGAGAGGCGGCGGGCAUGGAGGCCAAGCUGCUGGGCCCCAGUCCCGAGCAGGCCAGCGCCGACAACCCCGUCACCCUGGUCUUCAUGGGCUACAAGACCGUGGAGGAGGAGCAGGCCAGCCGCACGGUGGCGGGCACGGACGCGGCCGACGGCGACGUGAAGGCCGAGUUCGUGGUGAUCGAGGACGGGGAGGCCAGGCCGGCGGGGGAGGCGGCCACCCGGGACCAGGCCCCGCCCAACGGCAGCAUGGCGGAGACGGAGAAGGCCAACGGCGGCGGCGAGGACGGCGGGAAAGAACAGGAGAAGAAACAGACCUGCAAGUGUUGUGCGGUCAUGUGAGCUGUAAGUGUGUGUGUGUGUGUGUGUGUGUGUGUGUGUGUGGUAUUGCAUGUGUGUACGCCAGCUUUGUGUGUGCGCACGGAUGACGCGUUGACCUACCGACAACCGGAGCCAACAGCGACAAGAAAAACGCCAACCAGGACUCACAAGUACACACACUUUCUCGGACACCUUUCAUUUCUAUCGAUAUUUUUCUAUUUUUUACCGUCUUGACAUUUAUAUCGUACUCCGUACCUUUUGUUAUGAUUAUGACUCUUAUUAUCAUGGGGACUGUGUACUGUGGGUUUGUUGUUAUUGUUGGGAUGAAAAGCAAAGCAAAAGUUUCGAGAGGAAAAAAGCUCUCUGGAUUGUUCCGCCACCCGCCUUGAAAAAGGGGGAAACCUGGAAACCUAAAAGUCAUUCACACAACAAACACAGAUGCUUCAAUAUAUAUAAUAUAUAUAUAUAAAUAUAAAUAUAUAUCUCUGUGUAAGCCUAGCAGCUAUUUAUCAGCCGAUUUCAUAUUGUGAUAUUGUCCCGAGAUAUUAUUUUGAAUAGUAUUUUAAUAUAUUGAUAUGAAAUUAUGUUUUAUACACUGUAUUUAUUGUUUGUGAGUACGGUGGGUCGGUUGCUUUUUUGCCUCGGUCCCUCACUUGAAAAGAUAAGUGGAGACCGAAAGAGAAAGAUGAUGCCCCCUGGUGGUUGUUAGAGCACACCGCCGCCAGGCCCGGAUAAUCCCGCAGGGUUCUCACGGGAACGAGGCAAAAAAAUAAAAUAAACGACCCUCUGUGAUAUCAAUCACCUGCACCAUUACCUGCAUGUCGGCAAGUCUUUUCUUUGACCAACCGCACCACCGCUUUGAGGCUGCGUUCACACUUGUGGUUCCGCGCGAAAAAGUGCGAAAACGAGAUACCUUACCUUAUUUUACACCGCACCAAAGGGUGAGCGGUAGAGAACAUUUGCACCUGACUGGACAGCUCAUGUGACAUAAAACACUGGCAAUGCGUGUUCUUUACUUUCAUGACUAAUUACAUUCUAUAUCAGGGGUCGCCCACUGGCCUGUUCUAAAAAUAGCUCAAAUAGCAGCACUUACCAGUGAGCUGCCUCUAUUUUUUAAUAUUGUAUUUAUUUACUAGCAAGCUGGUCUCGCUUUGCUCGACAUUUUUAAUUCUUAGAGAGACAAAACUCAAAUAGAAUUAGAAAAUCCAGGAAAAUAUUUUAAAGACUUGGUCUUCACUUGUUUGAAUAAAUUCAUUUAUUUUUUUUACUUUGCUUUUUAUAACUUUCAGAAAGACAAUUUUAGAGUAAAAAUACAACCUUAAAAAUGAUUUUCGGAUUUUUAAACACAUAUACCUUUUUACCUUUUAAAUUCCUUCCUUUUCUUUCCUGACAAUUUAAAUCAAUGUUCAAGUAAAUUUAGUUUU
Nerophis ophidion (straightnose pipefish) is the source of this 2363-nucleotide messenger RNA. It is a transcript of the gene palm1b, whose product is annotated as paralemmin 1b. The record is from RefSeq and is a predicted model, not a curated record. Gene Ontology annotation, biological process: regulation of cell shape. The transcript is spliced from 6 exons. Gene Ontology annotation, cellular component: membrane. The coding region runs from base 283 to 960 and encodes 225 amino acids. NCBI's taxonomy places the organism in Eukaryota, Metazoa, Chordata, Actinopteri, Syngnathiformes, Syngnathidae.